Messenger RNA from Mesocestoides corti, 333 nucleotides. The record is from the annotation of a GenBank genome assembly. Lineage: Eukaryota; Metazoa; Platyhelminthes; Cestoda; Cyclophyllidea; Mesocestoididae.
CGAGACGCCCUGUUGCACCCAUACUUUGAGGAUCUUGACCGAACUCAGUUGCCUGCUUGUGGUGAGGAGUACGUCGGUCUCUCAAUAGACCAUAUUCCUCAAGAACUCGCGACUAUAUUUGCCGCUGCGUCGAAUGAGGAGCAAACCUUCGAGGAAUUUGAGAAUAUCGAUAUAGGACAGAUUCCGAUCGUGCCAUCGACAGUGGCCCUAGGUGCGGCCUUGUUUCCGUCAGCCGCUGCUCGCGCGAAGCUGAUUCAACAGCAAGAAGACGAACGUCAAGGGACCGAUGAACCGUUGUCAGAGAAUCAGAUAGUCAACAUGUCCAUCAACUAG